AUGGCCAAGCCCGCCCCAUCAAUCGCAGUCAAGGACCUCUCCUAUAAAUUCCAAGAUGGCUCCGAAGGCCUGGAGCAUGUUACCCUCGAUCUGCCCGCGGGAAGUCGAACCCUUCUAAUCGGCGGUAAAUCCCACCCUCUCACCAUCUCAUCCUAUAUCACCCCGCUAACAGCACCCACAGCAAACGGCGCAGGCAAAACCACCCUGCUCCGCCUCCUCUCCGGCAAACGCCUCGCACCCACAAACACCGUCUCCGUCGGCGGCGUCGACCCCUUCAAAGACAGUCUCGAAGGCGUAACCUACCUCGGCGUAGAAUGGGUCCUUAACAGCAUCGUCCGCACAGACAUCGACGUGCCUACCCUCCUCGCCUCCGUCGGCGGCAACGCCUGGCCCGAACGCCGCGACGAACUAGUCGACAUCCUGGACAUCGAUCUGCGAUGGCGCAUGCACGCCGUCUCAGACGGUGAACGGCGCCGCGUCCAGCUCGCAAUGGGCCUACUCCGGCCGUGGACUGUGUUGUUGCUUGACGAAAUCACCGUGGACCUGGAUUUGCUUUCGCGGAGCAACUUCCUCGCGUUCUUGAAGAGGGAGACCGAGUCUAGACCCUGUACUAUCGUUUAUGCGACGCAUAUUCUGGAUAAUUUGGCGCAGUGGCCGACUCAUCUUGUGCAUAUGCAUUUGGGCAAGGUUAGGGCUGAGGGUCCCUUGGAGACGUUUUAUGAUCAGGUGCCCGAUUGGACGUCGGAGAAUAGUAGGCUUGGUGAGUUGGUUCUGAAGUGGUUGAAGGAGGAUUUGAAGGCUCGGGGUCCUAGGAAUGGGGCUUCGGGUCAGGCGAAGACUUAUGGGGCGAAUGAUGGUAUUGGUGGAUAUGGGUUGGAGAAGAGGAGUGAGUAG
Penicillium cataractarum is the source of this 894-nucleotide messenger RNA. RefSeq names its product putative ABC transporter. The record is from RefSeq and is a predicted model, not a curated record. Gene Ontology annotation, molecular function: ATP binding; ATP hydrolysis activity. Lineage: Eukaryota; Fungi; Ascomycota; Eurotiomycetes; Eurotiales; Aspergillaceae. The transcript has a single exon. The coding region runs from base 1 to 894 and encodes 297 amino acids.